Octodon degus (degu) is the source of this 1090-nucleotide messenger RNA. RefSeq names its product distal-less homeobox 2 (gene Dlx2). Bases 89 to 1090 code for a protein of 333 amino acids. Gene Ontology annotation, biological process: cell differentiation; embryo development; negative regulation of transcription by RNA polymerase II. The transcript is spliced from 3 exons. The record is from RefSeq and is a predicted model, not a curated record. Gene Ontology annotation, molecular function: RNA polymerase II cis-regulatory region sequence-specific DNA binding; DNA-binding transcription factor activity, RNA polymerase II-specific. NCBI's taxonomy places the organism in Eukaryota, Metazoa, Chordata, Mammalia, Rodentia, Octodontidae.
GCUCCUGGAAGGGACCGGGAGAGACAGAGGAGGCGCCUGGCUUCCCCCUCACGCCCGCCACCCCUGCUCUUUCCCGUCCCGGGCCAGGAUGACUGGAGUCUUUGACAGUCUGGUGGCUGAUAUGCACUCGACCCAGAUCGCGGCCUCCAGCACUUACCACCAGCACCAGCAGCCCCCGAGCGGCGGUGGCGCCGGCCCGGGUGGCAGCAACGGCGGCAGCAGCCUACACAAGCCCCAGGAAUCGCCGACCCUUCCGGUGUCCACGGCCACCGACAGCAGCUACUACACCAACCAGCAGCACCCGGCGGGCGGCGGCGGCGGCGGCGGCGGCGGCGGGGGGGCCUCUCCCUACGCUCACAUGGGCUCCUACCAGUACCACGCCAGCGGCCUCAACAACGUCCCAUACUCCGCCAAGAGCAGCUACGACCUGGGCUACACUGCCGCCUACACCUCCUACGCGCCCUACGGAACGAGCUCUUCUCCAGCCAACAACGAGCCCGAGAAGGAAGACCUCGAGCCUGAAAUCCGGAUAGUAAACGGGAAGCCAAAGAAAGUCCGGAAACCCCGAACUAUCUAUUCGAGUUUCCAGCUGGCAGCUCUUCAGCGGCGCUUCCAAAAGACUCAGUACCUGGCGCUGCCCGAGCGAGCCGAGCUGGCGGCGUCGCUAGGCCUCACCCAGACUCAGGUCAAAAUUUGGUUCCAAAAUCGCCGAUCCAAAUUUAAGAAGAUGUGGAAGAGCGGCGAGAUCCCAUCCGAGCAGCACCCUGGGGCCAGCGCUUCGCCACCUUGUGCCUCCCCGCCCGUCUCGGCGCCGGCCUCCUGGGACUUCGGCGGGCCGCCGCGGAUGGGGGGCGGCGGCGGCCCGGCCAGCGGCGGCAGCGGCGCUGGCAGCUCCGGCUCCAGCCCAAGCAGCGCGGCCUCGGCGUUUCUGGGCAAUUACCCGUGGUACCACCAGGCCUCGGGCUCCGCUUCGCACCUGCAGGCCACCGCGCCACUGCUGCACCCCACGCAGACCCCGCAGCCUCACCACCACCACCACCAUCACCAUGGCGGCGGGGGAGCCCCGGUGAGCGCAGGGACGAUUUUCUAA